Magnolia sinica is the source of this 1570-nucleotide messenger RNA. RefSeq names its product F-box protein FBW2-like. Lineage: Eukaryota; Viridiplantae; Streptophyta; Magnoliopsida; Magnoliales; Magnoliaceae. The transcript is spliced from 3 exons. The coding region runs from base 166 to 1125 and encodes 319 amino acids. Gene Ontology annotation, molecular function: protein binding. The record is from RefSeq and is a predicted model, not a curated record.
CUUGCCAGAGAAUCUACUCCACAAGUGUGCCGCUCUCUCUCUCUCUCUCUCUCUCUCUCUCGCCCUUUUCCCCCUUCCUAUCAGGCGGAUAUACCGGAGUCUCGUUGUGAGGCCGUUGCAGACUCUCUCUCGGUGCUUGUUGGGUUUUUAGAAAAGGAAGAUUUGAUGGAUGGGGGCGGCGAAAUCCGUUGCUGGGAAGAGCUGAUACCAGAUGCUCUAGAGUUAAUCUUCAGUAAUCUCUCUCUUCAGGACCUCUUGACUGUCGUUCCCAUGGUUUGCAAAUCUUGGGGUAAGGCAGCUUCAGGGCCUCACAUCUGGCAAGAGAUUGACAUCUUGGAAUGGAGCCGUCAACGUCAACACAAGCCGGACAGUGUGGAUAGGAUGCUCCGAAUGCUUAUCACGAGAAGCUGUGGGUCCUUCCGCAAGCUCAGUGUCUGUGGCCUCUCCAACGAUCCUAUCUUCUCCUUCAUUGCAGAUCAUGCUGGUUCCCUUCGGAAUCUGCAGGUGCAGGGAAGUGACAUUAGCGAUUCCAUAGUUGAAUUGGUUGCAGGGCGAUUGUCCAAUAUCACUUUUUUGGAUAUAAGCUUCUGUGAAAAGAUUGGCAGCCGUGCACUGGAGGUGAUUGGGCAGAAUUGUAAAUCACUUGUUGAGUUGUGGCGCCGAAGGGACCCAACGGAGUCGGACAAGGUCUGCCAGGAUGACGAGGCCCAUGCAAUUGCCACCACAAUGCCCAAGAUCAAGCGUCUGAAUAUGGGCUACUGCCUCCUCACAACUAGAGGCGUGCUUGAGAUACUCUCAAAGUGUAGUGAGCUUGAAUUCUUGGAUGUAACGGGUUGUUGGGAUGUGGAGCUCGAUGAAGCCUUCUUGAAGGAGAAGUGCGCCAGUUUGAAGGUGCGUGGGCCACACAUUGAGUGCCAAGUGAGGAAUUUAUGGGAUGGGUGCUCAGAUUACUCAGAUUCUUCUGGGUAUUUGGCGUGGGAGUACAUGGAUGAUGUUGGGGACUAUGAUGCGGAGAGCUUUGACGGUGUUUGGGAUGACGACCAUGGGCUGGAGGGACUGGAGCUGAGAUUCUAUGAAGGGUUGAAUGAUGCUGCUCUUGGGUUGGAUUGGCCACCAUCCCCUUGAGGUGAGAUCAGGGCUUCUACUAUUGUUAUGGCCACUUAUAUGCUUUGAAACUUAAGGCUGUGUUUGGAUGCCCUAACAAAUUGAAUUGUGAUAAUCCUUCAAUAAAGUGGAAGUGACCAAAGUGCAGUUACCUUUGUUAGUAUCUGUAUCGAGGGAUUAGGCUCCGAAAUGCAAUUACUUCACUUUCAAGUGGGACUUGAGAGGGAUGUAACUGCAGUUUGAAGGCAACUUCCUCACUAUGGAUUUUAGGGUAAUUACAAUAUGGUUCUUCCUCCCAAUGGUGUCGAUUACUGCAAUUCAGUGUAAUACUGCAUCCAAACACAGAAGCAUCAGAGAUGGAUGUUAUAUAUCUAAAAAAGCACAUCGUUUUUUUGUUUUUUUGUUUUUGGAAGUGAAGUUGUGUGGUUGUUCUUCCUUUCCAUUUGAAUCACCUUUUCUGCUGGUA